Molecule: messenger RNA, 1664 nt
Organism: Lathyrus oleraceus (garden pea)
Lineage: Eukaryota; Viridiplantae; Streptophyta; Magnoliopsida; Fabales; Fabaceae
Product: glucosidase 2 subunit beta
Exons: 6
Coding region: 107-709 (200 amino acids)
Biological process (GO): N-glycan processing
Cellular component (GO): glucosidase II complex
Source: RefSeq, a predicted model, not a curated record
AGGACAAAUUUGUAAAAAAAAAAGUUUUAUCAAUUUUUGCCUCGACUAGAGACGAAGUUAAAGUCAAGUCAUUCAGAAACACUACUAACACUUGUUGAACAUCGCCAUGGACUCGUAUUGCUUCCACUCCGUCGCAUCUUUUCUUCUCCUCGCUUCUACCGCAUCUUCCCUUUCAUUUUCAAACCCUUCUCUUCUCGGCGUUCAUCCUCUAGAUGUGAAAUAUUAUACCUCCGAGUUCAUCAAAUGCAAAGAUGGAUCAAAAUCCUUCUCUAGAGACCGUCUUAAUGACAAUUUCUGUGAUUGCCAUGAUGGCACUGAUGAACCUGGAACUUCAGCUUGUUCAGCUGGAAAGUUUUAUUGCAGAAACCUAGGAAGCAAGCCACAGUUUAUAGUUUCUUCCCAUGUUAAUGAUCGGUUUUGCGAUUGUUGUGACGGGAGUGAUGAAUAUGAUGGAAUCGUUCGUUGUCCCAAUACGUGUGUCAUGGGUGGAAACACAGAGAACAUGUAUGGAAAUUAUGAUUCAAAGGUAAGCAAUCUGGAUGUUUUUGCUGAAAAAGAAACAGAAGAUGGAGUGAAGUCAGAGGAAUCAGCUCAUAGCCUUAAUGGUUUGAAGCUGGCGGUUAUUCUACAAGUGGUUCUAGUUGCUUUUCUGGUAAUUCUAUGGAGUUUCCGUUGCCACACCAGAUAUAGGAGGAGGCGUUCCCGCUGAAUUGAAAGAGACCUUGGUGUUUACAUGAUUUUGAAAUGUGGUUUCAUGCUUGUUAUGGUACCAACUCCAGAACUAUAUUAAACUAUUAGUAAUGGUGAUUGGAUAAAACACACACUGCAUAUUUUCUUCUUCACUCCCACCCUUUUUUGAACCAUUGUACUUCAGUUGUCCAUUAUCUUCACUACAAAACCUUGAGCGCUGUUAGAGUUCAAGCAGAAAUAACAAACUAUGUGAAAAUCCCCAACUUUGUCAAUUAUUUGUAGUUCUGCAAAAUAUCAAAUCCCUCUUCUUCAUCCUCUCCGUAAUCCAAGAGAGAAAAUUAUUGGUGAAAUGCUGCAGUAAUUAAUACCUCUCAAACCUCACUGUAAGCCCCAGCGAGCCUAUUCCUACAUAAUUUCUUAUAUCCUCCAAAGGUCUCAUCCCCUCUCUAUUGCUCUUGUUAUCCUACAACAUACUCUAUGUAUGCUUGGUUGUUGCCGAAACACUUGGCCCCGUUCUAUAUUUACUGUUUUGCCUAAGAUGCAAACUAUUGGAUAUCUUGACUGUGGGACUUGUAAUUUUCCUACUAUCAUCUAUGUACCAUCGAUCAACUGUUGGAAUGAGUCAUGGACGGAACGGGUAGAGGAGGAUGUGUUCCUGAUUUUGAGCAUUAUACAACAUAGUUUUACGUGAUUCACAAGGAUAUUUUGAGGCACACCAGACUUGAUGAAGCAAAUGGUGAAAUCUGGGGUCGACCCCGGGAUGAUGAACCAUUAUGAAAUUAUUGGCAGAGCUGCGGUCAGAAAGGAAAAUACGGAAAGCUUAACAGUAUUCAUUUCCUAGAGAUAGUAUUUUCUUGUUGGAUUUAAACUAUGUAUGUUACAAUGUGUGACUGAACAGUUGUUGAUUGUUUGACGAGUGUACCAAAUUGCAACAAUAGUAUUGUCAAUUAAGGUUAUUUAUUGUUUUGUUGUUA